CGCGCAUAGAAAAAACAUUCGCGUGCGCGCGCUCGUCAUUCUCUCGUUCAAGCGUGCGCGUCGAAGAAGUUUUUUUUCUUUCUUGCAAUGAAAGCUGAGAUUGGAGGAAAAAAGAAGACGAAAAGGGUUGAAGAGGAAUGCUACGUGCUCUUUGCAAACUGAUUUAUAACGACUACAUAAUCCCAAACAACUGCUAGAAAAACAGAGAAUAGAGGAAACAUUUUGGGGAAAACUACUGCAUUUUUUUUUUCUCCGAAAAAAUAAUCCUCCCCGCGUAUUGAGUGGGGGCUGGUUAGCAGAAACCGGGACGGUAAAGAAGGAGAGAGAGAGAGGGAGGGAGCGAAACAGAGAGAGGGUCGAGAGUUGUAAAGCCAAUAAGCAGUAUGUAGCUGGUACCAAACUUUCGCCCACAGGAGUCUGAGAAUCCAGCUCAAAUUCAAACAAAAGCAGUAGUCGAUCAAAGAAGUCCAUUCCCUGACCGCGGGAGAUGUUGCUGGGUGAGUCGCUUCGCUGCGGCGGGUCGGGGUCCCCAGCUCGGCCAUACUCGGGUCUGUUUCCCUGGCGGGGAGGGGGGUUCGUGUUCCUGCUCCUGCUGGAGGCAGCCACUUGCCUCGCCAACCCCAGCGCUCCCACUAUCAACAGCAAUAACAACAACCAUCCCAGUGUCAACGUGUACAUGAGCGAAGAAGAGGUCAGGAAGCUUUUAGGUCUGGAUGCUGAACUGUACUACGUGAGAGAUGAUGUUAUUAGCCACUAUGCGCUCUCCUUCACUCUGCCGGUGCCCAGCGAGACCAACAGCCUGCACUUCACAUGGCACGCCAAGUCCAAGGUGGACUAUAAGCUGAGCUUCCAGGUGGACAAGCCCACUGCCAUGGACCUGCCUCAGAGCAACAUCUCAGCAAGGGGAGAGGUCCCGUGCACACUGUCUGUUUUUCGAGUGGAUCUGUUCUGUUCGGGGAAAGUGGAUGCAGAGGUCACCCUCAUCAUACAGCUCAACCUGACCGUUAACAACUCCAAGAACAUCACAGUGCUCAACUUCAAGAGGAGGAAAAUGUGCUACAAAAGACUUGAACAGGAAGUGAAAGUGCCGCAGUUUCCUAGCAGUAAGAACAGCAGCCUGCCUGUGUUCGAUGGGGUGAACGCAGCCCCCACCACCUCUACACGCGUCUUCUACAUCAGUGUGGGGGUCUGCUGCGCUGCCAUUUUCCUGGUGGCCAUUGUCCUGGCUGUGCUGCACCUGCACAGCAUGAAGAGAGUGGAGCUUGAUGACAGUAUGAGUGACAGUGGCAGCUCCCAGGGUCUUUCCCAGCCCUCCACACAGACCACCCAGUACCUGCGGGCCGACACCCCCAACAACGCCACUCCAGUCACUAACAAUCAACCCGGUUCCACCCCGAUCCUCCAGCUCGCUGCAGCCACCUCACCAAACCCCGGUAUCCCCUCCCACGAAAUCAAAAGCUCCUCAGGUUACCCAACGCUGCGCAUCGAAAAGAACGACCUGCGCAGCGUCACGCUGCAGGAGGCCAAGGCCAAGGUGAAGGACAUCGCCAUCUCCCGGGAGAGAAUCACGCUGCGCGAUGUGCUGCAUGAAGGCACUUUUGGGCGCAUCUUCCACGGCAUUCUCGUUGACGAGAAAGAUCCCAGCAAGGAAAAACAAGUCUUUGUGAAAACAGUAAAAGACCAUGCCUCAGAGGUGCAGGUGACUAUGAUGCUGACAGAGAGCUGUAAACUCCGCGGUCUACAUCAUAGGAACCUGCUGCCUAUCAGCCACGUGUGUACGGAAGAGGGGGAGAAGCCCAUGGUCCUGCUGCCCUAUAUGAACUGGGGCAACCUCAAGCUAUUCCUACGGCAGUGCAAGCUGGCUGAGGCCAACAACCCACAGGCGGUUUCCCAGCAGGACCUGGUGCACAUGGCCAUUCAGAUCUCCUGCGGGAUGAGCUACCUGGCGCGACGAGAGGUGAUUCACAAAGACCUGGCUGCCAGGAACUGCGUCAUUGACGAUGGCAUGCAGGUGAAGAUCACUGACAACGCCCUGGCGCGGGACCUCUUCCCCAUGGACUACCACUGCCUGGGGGACAAUGAGAAUCGGCCUGUCCGCUGGAUGGCUCUGGAGAGCCUGGUCAACAACGACUUCUCCAGCGCCAGCGAUGUGUGGGCGUUUGGAGUGACACUGUGGGAGCUGAUGACUCUGGGACAGACUCCAUACGUUGACAUCGACCCCUUUGAGAUGGCUGCUUAUCUCAAGGACGGCUACAGAAUAGCACAGCCAAUCAACUGCCCCGAUGAGCUGUUUGCAGUGAUGGCAUGUUGUUGGGCCCUGGAUCCGGAGGAGAGGCCUAAGUUCCAACAGCUUGUGCAGUGCCUGACCGAGUUCCAUGCAGCUUUGGGGGCCUAUGUCUGAAAUCGAGGCCCUGGCUUCACAGAAUCCCUCAAAGCUAAACCAGAAACAGGAACACCAAUGGGGAGAGUUCAUCUUCCAAUAAAUAGUGCUUGUGAAAAGAAAGAAAAAUAUCACUUUGUUUUGUAAAAUGUCUUGAGGAUAUUUUUUAUAGAUAAGAUGGUCACCAUUACUUUCCUCUGCAAAAUCCCAAAUGGGAAUAAGUACUCCACUUGUGCUAGGUUUUUAAAAAAAAAAAAAUAAUAAUUUUGUACACAUUGCAAACAAAAGGAUAAUAAAUGGACUUUGCACAGUA
This is a messenger RNA of Acipenser ruthenus (sterlet), 2693 nucleotides long. It is a transcript of the gene ryk, whose product is annotated as receptor like tyrosine kinase. The record is from RefSeq and is a predicted model, not a curated record. Gene Ontology annotation, biological process: multicellular organism development; protein phosphorylation; positive regulation of kinase activity. Bases 488 to 2401 code for a protein of 637 amino acids. Lineage: Eukaryota; Metazoa; Chordata; Actinopteri; Acipenseriformes; Acipenseridae. Gene Ontology annotation, molecular function: protein kinase activity; ATP binding. Gene Ontology annotation, cellular component: signaling receptor complex. The transcript is spliced from 16 exons.